Messenger RNA from Nerophis lumbriciformis (worm pipefish), 3264 nucleotides. The record is from RefSeq and is a predicted model, not a curated record. Lineage: Eukaryota; Metazoa; Chordata; Actinopteri; Syngnathiformes; Syngnathidae.
AUGAAUCCUAGUGUGGGGGUGAUGGAUGCCCAAGCGAGAAAGUUGACUCCCAUCAAGGCCAAUUCCAAACAUCAUCUUGAGGGUGAGGAUGACAAAAUACCAGGUCCUUUCGACUGCAACGUUUGCGGCCGCAGCUUUCCUUUCCUGAGCUCUUUGUCACAGCAUAUGAGACGCCAUACUGGUGCACGCCCUUACAAAUGCCCCUACUGUGACCACAGGGCCUCUCAGAAGGGCAACCUCAAAGUUCACAUACGCAGUCACAAACUAGGCACGCUCUCUAGCCACCACUCCAAUGAGGAUGAGGAAGGCGGGGCAGAAGAAGAAGAAAUGAGUGUUUCAGAGGGUCUUGAUGGCGGCACAAGUCCAACCAAAAGCAGUUCAGCAUGUAAUCGGAUGAUAAGUGGAGAUCAUGCAGAUGAUAGUCGCAGGAAAGUGCCAGUAAGGAGCUUGAAAAGAGAGAAAUCUAUAAGUGAACAGCGGCCUUAUUGCUGCCGCCUUUGUGGCUUUGAGGCCCAGCGGGAGGAUCAGCUCCUGAGCCACAUUGAGAAGGUCCACAUCACUGUAGACACAGGUGAGCAAGCGAGUGUUAAGCAAGAAUCCUUAGCUGAACCACUUGAACCUCAAUGUGAUGGGACCUUUCCCUGUGAAACCUGUGGCCAAGUGUUUACGCAAGCCUGGUUCUUAAAGUCACAUAUGAAGAAACACGCGGGAAUCCUUGACCACUGCUGUCGCAUAUGUGGACGACGCUUCCGCGAAGCAUGGUUUCUUAAAUCCCACAUGAAAACACACAACACUAGAUCACGGUCUCGUGCAAAAUUAGAUUCUGCUGAGCAUCCUGCAACCAUUAAUGAUGUCGCACAGGAUCCUGAAAUCAUUGGCUCUGUUGUGUCAGUAUACCAAAUGUGCUCUAAGUGUGGAAACCUGUUUCAUAGCAAAGAGAGCCUGAGGGAUCAUGAAAAAAUCCACAGUCUUAGUUAUGGAAAGAAAUAUCAGAACCAAUUACAACCCAGUAAAGAUGAUGACUCUCCAGCUACAAAGAGACGUUUGCUUGACUAUUUAGGCCUUCAGCCGGUUGAGGCAAGGGCCAAAGAUGAUGGAAGUGAUGAGAUACUGGGUCAAAGAAUCCCAGAGCUUGAUCCAGUUUGCAGCUACCAAGCAUGGCAUUUAGCUACGAAAGGAAAGGUUGUAGAACCUGUAGAGAACAACAAGGUUUCUAGUGAUGGAGGAAGCAUUGGCGAGGAAGACAUUCCGAUCGCUGCUGAAGACUUAGAGAAAGAGAACAGCAACUAUACCCUUCAAGGUCAAGAAAAACGCAGCACAGGUCGUCGCAGCAGCUCCAGUUUAGGAAAUCAAGCUUCAUCUGGAGAUCAGACACCAGACAGCCUCAGCGAUUCGGAAUAUCGACCAUCAUCUCGCCAGGAACGAAAACGACCGUCCCAGCCUCAAGUUCCUUCUAAAUCCAUUGAGUGUUUUGAAUGUGGUAAAGUUUUCCGCAGUCGUCACCAGAUGAUUGUCCACCAGCGAGUCCAUAGAAAAGAUGAAGGAAGGACAUCAGUGGUCGACAAGGAAAAGAGCGGAAGUAAAGACCAGUGGAGCUCCACCAGUGACCCAGAAUCAGGUUCCCCAAACCGACCUUUUACCCCAGGGUAUGGAGAUUCUCCGCCAGCCUCCACUUUCAGAGAUCAAGCAUCUGAGAUGGGCACUGCUAACUCAGGAGAGAUUCCAGAUGAGAAGCCAUAUAUCUGCAGCCUGUGUGGCUUCGUUACCACUGAAUCACAUGCCUACCUGGCACAUGUCCAUGUUCAGCAUCCGGCUGCCACUGAAGACAGAACCAGCCCCAUUCCUAGAGUUACCUCCAAUGGAUAUCCCAAGUUGAAGAAAGCCCUUCUGCAGGGUUUGGAAAAUAUCCCAUCCCAUUCUCCUCAUCUUUCAAUUGACUGUUCUCCCCUUGAGCCUGUUUUGACCCCUGUGGAUUUAUGUGUGAGGGCUGAGGGUCACAGGGGGCAAGCCCCCUUAACCCUCGACAUGAAAAUCCUCCCAAACCAUAAAUGUUCCUUCUGCUCCCAUUCUACACUCUAUCCUGAGGUUUUGUGGAUGCACCAGACUGUGGCUCACCGCAUGACCAGUAGUAGCUCCAAUCUGGUGCCUAAAUGGGCUCUGAAAAACCACAACAAGGGGCCAAGAGACUUUUCCUCCAGGAGACGUACUGGCCCUCCACCAGUCUUAGAGGGCAAGGAAUGUCCACCGCUGCCAAUACUUUUGCGUGGCCAACGUACACGUCCCCCAUCACAGUCUAACAACGUACUUAAAAAGAUCAAAAACAGUUGCCAUUCAGGUACAGCACCACCAUCAACCUCUCAGUCUUCAUCUUUACUGUCAAGACCCUCCACAUCCAUUUCAGGUUCUCAUACUGCAAGCAUCCCUCAAAGUCAGCCACCACGCUCCAGACCCAAAGUUGAUAUUGCCCCUUGGAGGAGCUCGCUGUCAUCCUCCAGCCCUAAAGAUAGGAGCUCCAACGCACUCUCGCGGUCCCCGGGCCCAAGCCUCAACUCUGCUACAGCAACCAAAAGGCCAGAAUGUUACAUGAUGCCUCAGGAGGGACUCGGCUUUAUGCUUUCUAACAAGUAUAGUACCCAAGCUGAGUACCAGCGAGCCAGAGGCUCCGCUCAAUCACAGCUCCCCAUCUCCCAUGGCCAGCGACUGUCUAAUGCCACGAGGCCUAGUGGUGUCAUCCACAGCUCCACAGCGGGGCACUAUGGAGCAACACAGGCAUAUGGAGGCAUUCUCCAGACUUCUUCAUCAUCCUCCCUCCCCUCGGAAUCUCAUGGGAAUGUGAAACAGGAGAAAACAGCAGAGAUCCCAGAAAUGCCAAACAACAUCCUCAGUUUCCUCAAAAACUACAGCCCUCAUGAGCUAGCUGCACUGUAUCACCGCUGGGGUGCCACAAAUUCAGUUUUGGAUCCUACUGGUAUCCUGAGGUCUCUCAUGCGACAGGGACAGCAUUGCUGCCACGAGUGUGGGAAGAGUUUUAGUCAGCCUAGCCACCUGCGCACGCAUAUGAGGUCUCAUACAGGAGAGAGGCCUUUCUGCUGCCAGCUCUGCCCAUACAGAGCCUCUCAGAAAGGGAACCUGAAGACACACGUUCAGAGUGUCCACCACAUGCCUUUUGACAACAACCUACACCCAGAUUCAAGGAACUUGUUGCUCAACCUGGAGGAGCAGGGACAGUUCAGACCGUCACCAACCUCCCAAAAUCCACAAUAG